This is a messenger RNA of Penicillium malachiteum, 1740 nucleotides long. Its product is annotated as GMC family oxidoreductase. Lineage: Eukaryota; Fungi; Ascomycota; Eurotiomycetes; Eurotiales; Aspergillaceae. Gene Ontology annotation, molecular function: oxidoreductase activity, acting on CH-OH group of donors; flavin adenine dinucleotide binding. The record is from RefSeq and is a predicted model, not a curated record. The transcript has a single exon. The coding region runs from base 1 to 1740 and encodes 579 amino acids.
AUGGUGACUUUGGACGGAGCUCACUUUGAUUUCGUUGUUGUUGGAGGAGGCACAGCAGGUAAUUGUGUUGCUGGUCGCCUCGCAGAGAAUCCCAAUGUCACUAUUCUCAUUAUGGAAGCUGGAAUCGGUAAUCCUGAAGAUGUAACCGAUAUCACUACACCCGCUCUAGCCAUGGAUCUUCGCAACAGCGUGCAUGAUUGGGCUUAUAAGACCACAAUGGUCAAGCGUGAUGAUUACGAACGUAUCGAAAAACCGAAUACUCGCGGAAAGGCCCUCGGUGGUAGUUCCUCGCUCAAUUACUUCACCUGGGUUCCAGGAUGUAAGGCUACCUUUGAUCAGUGGGCUGAAUAUGGCGGCGAUGAAUGGACCUGGGAGCCCCUGCUCCCUUACCUUCGCAAGAGCGUCACCUAUCAUGACGAUGCCAAGCUCUAUUCAUCCGACUUCAACGCACUUGGCAGUGGAGGCCCCAUUCCUAUAUCUCAUGCUGAAUUAAUUGAUGAGAUGAAAGAUUUCCGGAGUCUGCUGACACAGGCUUGGAAGUCUACAGGUCAGCCAAUGACGGAGAAUAUUUAUGAUGGAGAGAUGAAUGGUCUUACCCACUGUUGUGAUACCAUUUAUCGAGGCCAGCGCUCUGGAAGCUACCUAUUUGUCAAGGACAAGCCAAACAUCACCAUAUUGCCGAAUGUACAUUCAAAAUGCCUGAUAAUUGACGAAGCGGACGGUGUAUGCAAAGGAGUCACCGUUAUCGACCCUUCUGGCAAUGAGCUUAACAUCUAUGCCAGUCGCGAGGUUAUCUUAUCCCAGGGUGUCUUCGAAAGUCCAAAACUUUUGAUGCUUAGUGGUAUCGGUCCCUCCCAUGAACUUUGUAAACACGGCAUCAACACCAUUGUUGACUCACCACAUGUCGGCCAACACCUUCUUGAUCACCCUGGUGUCCCAUUCGUUCUCCAGGUCAAAGAGGGCUAUGGCAUGGAAGAUCAUCUCCUACGUAAGGGCCCAAAGCAUAGCGCUUGCCUCGAGUCCUACCAGCAAGGUCACCAGGGUCCUAUGGGAUCUGGCCUAUUGGAGAUGGUGGGCUUCCCUCGCAUUGAUGAAUAUCUCGAGAAAGACCCACAAUUCGUCCAAGCUAAAAAGGCCAAUGGUGGUAAGGAUCCCUUCUCGCCUUUUGGCCAGCCUCAUUUCGAGCUUGACUUUGUUUGCAUGUUCGGUAGCGCCUUCCAGUGGCACUUCCCUACCCCCAAGAAGGGUCAACAUACAUGUGUGGUCGUGGACCUUGUUCGACCUGUAUCUGACCCGGGUGAGGUGACGCUCAAUAGCGCAGACCCAUUGAUCCAGCCGAAUAUAAAUCUUAAUUUCUUCUCAAAUGAUCUGGAUAUCAUCGCCAUGCGAGAGGGUAUCCGCUUCAGCUACGAUGUUUUGAAGCAUGGAGAUGGUUUCAAAGAUAUUGUGAUUAGCGAAUACCCCUGGGAGAUGCCUCUUGACAACGAUGAGGAAAUGAAGAGAGCAGUUUUAGAUCGCUGCCAGACUGCUUUCCAUCCUUGUGGCACGGCCCGUCUGUCAAAGAGUAUCCAGCAAGGUGUUGUUGAUCCAAAGCUCAGAGUUCAUGGGGUUAAGAAUCUUCGCCUCAUUGACGCUUCGGUUAUUCCUGUUAUUCCUGACUGUCGUAUUCAGAAUUCGGUUUAUAUGAUCGGCGAAAAAGGCGCCGAUGCGAUCAAGUUCGCCCACAAAGAUCUUUAUUGA